Molecule: messenger RNA, 1020 nt
Organism: Talaromyces atroroseus
Lineage: Eukaryota; Fungi; Ascomycota; Eurotiomycetes; Eurotiales; Trichocomaceae
Product: putative succinyl-CoA ligase
Exons: 7
Coding region: 1-1020 (339 amino acids)
Biological process (GO): tricarboxylic acid cycle
Cellular component (GO): mitochondrion; succinate-CoA ligase complex (ADP-forming)
Molecular function (GO): succinate-CoA ligase (GDP-forming) activity; succinate-CoA ligase (ADP-forming) activity
Source: RefSeq, a predicted model, not a curated record
AUGCAGGCUUUCCGUCGCAACACUCUUUCUGCUCUGCAGAACGCUUCCAAGCAGCGCCGCACCUACGUUGGUGCCAGCUCAGCAUAUGCUUCGACAAUCGGCAACCUUCGCAUAAACUCCGAUACCAAGGUUAUCUACCAGGGCUUCACUGGUAAACAGGGAACAUUCCAUGCCGAGCAAGCCAUCGCAUACGGCACCAAUGUUGUUGGUGGAACAAACCCCAAGAAGGCUGGAUCGCAACAUCUCGAUCGACCUGUCUUUGCUACCGUGAGCGAUGCCGUGAAGGAAACUGGUGCUACAGCCUCGGCCAUCUUCGUUCCCCCACCGCUGGCCGCUGCGGGUAUUGAAGAGGCUAUUGCAGCUGAGAUUCCUCUUGUUGUUUGCAUUACCGAAGGAAUUCCUCAACAUGAAAAAUCAUCUAAUCCCAGUUUCUUAGACAUGGUGCGCAUCACGGACAUCUUGAAGACACAAAACAAGACUCGCCUGGUCGGCCCUAACUGUCCCGGUAUCAUUGCUCCGGGCCAAUGCAAAAUCGGUAUCAUGCCUGGCUUCAUCCACAAGCGCGGUCGUGUUGGUAUCGUCUCUCGUUCCGGCACCCUCACAUACGAGGCCGUCAACCAGACUACUCAGGCUGGCUUGGGUCAGUCUCUCGUCGUUGGUAUCGGAGGCGAUCCUUUUUCGGGCACCAACUUCAUUGAUUGCUUGAAGAUCUUCCUCGAGGACGAGGAGACUGAUGGCAUCAUCAUGAUCGGUGAAAUUGGUGGCAGCGCUGAGGAGGAUGCCGCCGAGUUCUUGAAGACCGAGAACAAGAAGAACAAGCCAGCUGUCAGCUUCAUUGCCGGUAUCAGUGCUCCCCCCGGCCGACGAAUGGGUCACGCUGGUGCCAUCGUGAGCGGUGGUAAGGGUGGUGCUGAUUCCAAGAUCUCUGCUCUUGAGGCUGCUGGUGUUAUCGUGGAGCGAAGUCCCGCUUCCCUCGGCAAGACUCUUCUCGGCGAGUUUGUCCGACGCGAUCUUAUUUAA